CUCUCCUGGACACCCCUGGGCUGGGUUCCUGGUCUGGCUCUGCCCAGAGCCCUGGCGGGCGAGGCGCAGGCCUGGCUCCCGGCAAUGCCUGCUGCUCAGCCACGGCAUCCCUCCCAGCCGCCUGCCCCGACUACGCCAUGUCCGACUACGAGAACGAGGACGAGUGCUGGAGCGCCCUGGAGGGCUUCCGUGUGAAGCUCAUCUCCAUCAUUGACCCCGCCCGCAUCACGCCCUACCUGCGCCAGUGCAAGGUCCUGAACCCCGAUGACGAAGAGCAGGUGCUCAGCGACCCCAGCCUGGUCAUCCGCAAGCGGAAAGUGGGUGUGCUCCUGGACAUCCUGCAGCGGACUGGCCACAAGGGCUACGUGGCGUUCCUAGAGAGCCUGGAGCUCUACUACCCGCAGCUGUACAGGAAGGUCACGGGCAAAGAGCCCACCCGCGUCUUCUCCAUGAUCAUCGACGCAUCCGGGGAGUCGGGCCUGAUGCAGCUGCUGAUGAGCGAGGUGAUGAAGCUGCAGAAGAAGGUGCAGGACCUGACGGCACGGCUGGGCUCCAAGGAUGACCUCGUGAAGGAGCUGAGGGUGAAGGACAGCCUGCUGCGCCAGCACCGGGAGCGCGUGCAGAGGCUCAAGGAGGCCUGCGAGGUGGGCGGCCGCGAGCUCCAGCGCUGCAAGGACGAGAACUACGACCUGGCCCUGCGCCUGGCCCGGCAGAGCGAGGAGCGGGGCGCCGCGCUCAUGCGCAACCGCGACCUGCAGCUGGAGAUCGACAGGCUCAAGCACAGCCUCAUGAAGGCAGAGGACGAGUGCUCGGUGGAGCGCAGGCACACGCUGAAGCUCAAGCACGCCAUGGAGCAGCGGCCCAGCCACGAGCUGCUGUGGGAGCUGCAGCAGGAGAAGGCGCUGCUGCAGGCGCGGGUGCAGGAGCUGCAGGCCUCCGUCCAGGAGGGGAAGCCAGACCAGAGCAGCCCCUACAUCCAGGUGCUGGAGGAGGAUUGGCGGCAGGCGCAGAGGGACCUCCAGGAACAGACUGCCACCAUCUUCUCCCUGCGCAAGGACCUGCGCCAGGCCGAGGCCCUGCGCGCCCGGUGCACGGAGGAGAAGGAGAUGUUCGAGCUGCAGUGCCUGGCCCUGCAGAAGGACUCCAAGAUGUACAAGGACCGCAUCGAGGCCAUCCUGCAGCAGAUGGAGGAGGUCGCCAUCGAGCGGGACCAGGCCAUCGUGACGCGGGAGGAGCUGCACGCACAGCACGCCCGCAGCCUGCAGGACAAGGACGCGCUGCGGAAGCAGGUCCGCGAGCUGAGCGAGACGGCGGAUGAGCUGCAGCUGCAGCUGUUCCAGCGCGAGGGCCAGCUGCUGGCGGCCGAGGGCCGCCUCCGGUGGCAACAGCUGGACACGUCCGUCCUGAGCUCCGACCUAGAGGACGGCUCACCGAGGAACUCCCAGGAGCUCUUGCUCCCCCAGGACCUAGAGGAGGACGCCCAGCUCUCAGACAAAGGCGGCCCCGCCAUCCGGGAGAGCCCUGAGCAGCCCUUUGUGGCUCUGCAGAAGGAGCGGCUCUCACUGACCCCCAAGGACGCAGGCCUGAGCGGCGGGGAGCCCCCCGAGAAGGAGAAGGGGCGGCGGCGUCUCAAGGAGAGCUUCGAGAACUACCGGAGGAAGCGGGCCCUCAGGAAGAUGCAGCACGGCGCGAGGCAGGGGGAGGUGGACUGGGAGAAUACCACGGGCAGCGACAACACCGACACCGAGGGCUCCUAGCCGGCCCCUCCGUCCAGCCGCGCGUCGUGGGAGGAGGACACGGCGCCACCUGGGAGCUGCCUCGCUAGGCCGCCUCUUCCUUGGCGAGCACGGGCUUGUUCUAUCUCUGUGUGAUGCACGCGCGUGCUGCAGUGUUAAAAAUGCAUCCCCGUCAAUAAACGACCGCAGUCCGGA
Messenger RNA from Orcinus orca (killer whale), 1931 nucleotides. RefSeq names its product caspase recruitment domain family member 9 (gene CARD9). The transcript is spliced from 12 exons. NCBI's taxonomy places the organism in Eukaryota, Metazoa, Chordata, Mammalia, Artiodactyla, Delphinidae. Gene Ontology annotation, biological process: regulation of apoptotic process; positive regulation of canonical NF-kappaB signal transduction. The coding region runs from base 138 to 1757 and encodes 539 amino acids. The record is from RefSeq and is a predicted model, not a curated record.